AAUACGAAUAAAUCUACAAUGCAAGUCCUUCUCUUAGGCGGCCACGGCAAAAUUGCCCUCCAUUUAACCCCACUUCUUCUCAACCGUGGCUGGAAUGUCACCAGCGUGAUCCGCAAUCCAGAGCAUGAGAAUGAAAUUCUCGCGCGCGGCAAAGGCACCAAGGGCAAAUUGAACGUCCUCCUGUCUAGUCUGGACGACAUCAAGAGUGACGCAGACGCAAAGAAGAUCAUCGAUACUGUGUCUCCGGAUUAUGUAGUAUGGUCAGCCGGCGCCGGCGGUAAAGGUGGCCCCGAGCGGACGUUUGCCAUCGAUGAACGCGCCGCCAAACACUUCAUCUCGGCGUCGUUUGCUUCCCCCCGUGUGACCAAGUUCCUCCUGGUCUCCUGGCUUGGUAGUCGGCGGGUCCAGCCUAGCUGGAUGUCUGAUGAGGGCUGGAAGGCUAUCCAGAACGUAUUCUACAAUGUCCUCCCCGCGUAUGCAAAGGCUAAGCUGGAGGCGGACGAGUACCUCACUGCGUUUGCGGCUCGGCGUAAGCAGAGCCAGUCCUCGCCCUUCCAGGCCAUUUGUCUGCGCCCAGGCACUCUGGUUGAUGAGCCGGCCACCGGGAAGGUGCAGUUUGGUAAGACAGAAGGGCGAGGUAAUGUGACCAGGGAGGAUGUGGCAAUUGUGGCGGAUCGGUUACUUGCUCGUGCUGAUACAAACGGUUGGUAUGAUUUGAUCAAUGGUAACGAGCUAAUUGAUGACGCGGUGGAACGGGUAGUUAGGGAGAAGGUGGAUGUCGUUGAAGGGGAGGACGUGGAUGCGAUGGUGAAGCGGUUUUUCCCGUGA
Molecule: messenger RNA, 828 nt
Organism: Aspergillus bombycis
Lineage: Eukaryota; Fungi; Ascomycota; Eurotiomycetes; Eurotiales; Aspergillaceae
Exons: 2
Source: RefSeq, a predicted model, not a curated record